AUGUCUGACAGCGAUCCUCCGGCGGAACCAAACAGAAAUAGAAAACGGAAGAGCGAUUUGUCUUCGAAUACACCGUCUUCAUCUUCUCGUCCUCCACAACCUGUACCGGUCUCAAGCGGUUCUUCCACCCAAUCAUCAUCAUCCAUCACUGUUGAAAACGUCAUUGGAACCUUGAGAACACCCCUUGGAGACGGAAAUCUUGAUGAGGAUAAGAUUGCUGCAAAAGUUCUGACAUUCACAGAGGAAUAUGGCGAAAAGAAAUGUGGAGAUAGAAAACUCGAAAUGAAAAAUCCGAAUAUGGAAACAAUUAGAGAAGAGGAAAGCCACGAUGCGUCGAAUACACCAUCUUCAUCUUCUCGUCCUCCACAACCUGUACCAAUCUCAAGCGGUUCUUCCACCCAAUCAUCAUCAUCCGUUACUGUUGAAGACAUCAUUAAAACCUUGAGAAGACCUGUCGAAGACGGAAAUCUUGAUGAGGAUAAGCUUGCUGAAAAAGUUCUAGCAUUCACAGAUGAAUAUGGCGAAAAAGUUGCUGCCUCGAUUGGAAGAAUUUGGGUACACAUUUGCACUGAAAUGAAGUUUCGCGACGAAGGGGCUCAAUACAAGGACAUGAAGGCAGAAGAACAAAAGAUAUACCUGCGACUGUUCAAUUGGUUUAAAUACUAUGAAGAUAGUCAAGUGAAAGAAGAGGUUUUAGAUUUGCAUGAGGAACUGGAGAAGAGAUGGCAAGAUGUGGAUGGAAGAUACUAUAAGACCCGUGGAGAUAUAAGACGUGAAAUGGAAGAGGAGAGCUACGAUGCGUCGAACACACCAUCUUCAUCUUCUCAUCCUCCACAACCUGCUCUGAUCUUUUAUCCAUAUUGGAAACAUGGAAUACCAAUGGAAAUACAGCGUGACAAUAACAGACAACUUUUUGAUAAGACACUUCAAAUGCAGACGGAAAGUACGCGUCGUAUCCAAAAAAUUGUGGCAACGCUCUCCACUUCUUCUCCCACACAAAGCUUUGCUGGCGGAGCACCGAGAAGUAAACCGAACUAUGUACCAGUCCAGAUAGUGAACAUGAUGAAAGACCAAGAGAAGACAUUUCAAUGGAAAUUAGAAGAUCAACUCCAUUCUGUAAUCAAUGCACCGAUUUCAAAGAAGUCAAUUAAAAUUGUACACAAUCAUGAUAUUGGAAUCACCCAUUAUGAAUCCGUGCAUUAUAUAUCACCAUCUCUAAGAAAUUUCAACGUCGUGGAAAGACAUCAAGGUGAAGAUCAUCAACUGAGAGCUAACAAAAACAUGGCAGCUGCAAACACCCUACCUGUUCAAUUCAAGUCUUUAUUUCCCUCUGAUAUCCAGGGAAUACCACCAAUUGGACCUUCUCCACCUGGCUGCCACCCUUACCCGGGCUUGUACCAUGAUCAACAUAAUCCAGUAACAGAUGAGAUCUGGAAUAAUUAUUUCCUCUACCUUCAAGAUUUUCUUCCUCAGAUUUUAGCUCCUCCCACGAAUAUGGCAUCUGCCAGAAACUACAGUGUUUCUAAUUUUCUAACAAACUAUGGUUAUUCUAUUGGCUCACAAUAUUCAUCAGAUGGAGGAUUCUCACAAAAUGUCUUGGGUGGUCAUGAAUCAGGAUUGAGACCCGAUAUGAGACAAUAUCUACAAUCGCAGUACAACUAUUCGGGCGGUCCCCAAAGUUCAUCAGCUGGAAGAUGCACACAAAAUGCCCCGGGUGGUUAUGGUCAGGAUCGUGGAUUCGGGACAAGCGACUCGGCGACGGUUUCACAUAGGACACAAAGACGAUCGAACACACAUCAAGGUGAUACUUCUUCUGCUCAAUCGGAACCGCUCAAUGUUGACGAUAUUUUCGAAAAACUGAAUAGACCGCUUGGAAAUGAGGGAAUUAAUACCGAAAACGUCAUUAAAGAAGUCAAGGAAUUCAUAAAGAACAAUAAAGCAGUCAGGAUAACGAUUUCUCAAUCGGUUGGAAAAUCAUGGGACACUUUUAGAAAUCAAAUAGAUGAAAAGAAGAGGAGAAUAGACACAUAUCAUGAGCUUCCGAAUCCUAAUCUAAAAGAGCUAUAUCUGCGAUUGUUCAACUGGUUGAAGUACUAUGAAGACGAUGAGAAGAGAAAAGCGGUUCUAACUUUCCAUAAGGAAUUAAAUGCUCGAUGGUCCCAAUUUGAGAAAACGAAUAAAUGA
This is a messenger RNA of Caenorhabditis remanei, 2184 nucleotides long. RefSeq lists its product as uncharacterized. NCBI's taxonomy places the organism in Eukaryota, Metazoa, Nematoda, Chromadorea, Rhabditida, Rhabditidae. The coding region runs from base 1 to 2184 and encodes 727 amino acids. The record is from RefSeq and is a predicted model, not a curated record. The transcript is spliced from 11 exons.